Hevea brasiliensis (rubber tree) is the source of this 567-nucleotide messenger RNA. Its product is annotated as secreted RxLR effector protein 161-like. The record is from RefSeq and is a predicted model, not a curated record. NCBI's taxonomy places the organism in Eukaryota, Viridiplantae, Streptophyta, Magnoliopsida, Malpighiales, Euphorbiaceae. The coding region runs from base 1 to 567 and encodes 188 amino acids. The transcript has a single exon.
AUGGGUAAGGUAUCCUAUGUGAUUGGAAUUGAAACAUAUCAUGACAGAUCACAAGGACUGUUAGGAUUGUCUCAGAAAGCAUAUAUAAAUAAAGUUUUAGAGAGGUUUAACAUGGAAAAGUGCUCUGCAAAUGUUGUUCUAAUUUAUAAAGGAGACAAAUUUAGUCUCAAACAAUGUCUAAAUAAUGAAUUGGAACGCAAGCAAAUGGAACGUAUUCCUCAUGCAUCCAUUAUUGGGAGCAUAAUGUAUGCUCAGACAUGUACCAGGCUAGAUAUUAGUUUUGCUAUGGGAAUGUUAGGCAGGUAUCAAAGUAAUCUAAGAAUGGAUCAUCGGAAAGCAUCCAAAAAUGUUUUGAGGUAUCUGCAAGGAACAAAUGAUAACAUGCUCGCAUAUAAAAGAUUUGAUAAACUUGAGGUGAUAAGAUAUUUAGAUUUAGAUUUUGCUGGAUGUAUGCUCACCAGAAAGUCCAUACAUGGUUGUUUGUUCCUUUUAGCUGAAGGAGCAAUUUCUUGGAAAAGUGUGAAGCAAUCAGUCAUUGCUGCAUCACUAUGGAAGCUGAAUUUGUAG